This is a messenger RNA of Nymphalis io (European peacock), 1022 nucleotides long. RefSeq lists its product as uncharacterized. Bases 132 to 881 code for a protein of 249 amino acids. The transcript has a single exon. The record is from RefSeq and is a predicted model, not a curated record. NCBI's taxonomy places the organism in Eukaryota, Metazoa, Arthropoda, Insecta, Lepidoptera, Nymphalidae. Gene Ontology annotation, molecular function: oxidoreductase activity.
UAGUUACACUACACUGGUUCAUAACUAACGUAAAGUAAUUAACAUUUAUUCUGUUCUACAGACGUUUUAAUAGCAGUGCAAAUUUAUCCUGACAAAUAACGCAGUAUCAGAUAAAACUUCACACCAUAAACAUGGGUUUCAAGAAUAAAGUAGUAAUAGUGACGGGCGCUAGUUCUGGUAUAGGGGCAGCGGCUGCAAUUGCGUUCAGCGCUGCUGGAGCGCGUGUUGUCAUGGUUGGCCGUGACAAUACGAAGCUUAAAGCGGUGGCCGCGAAAUGCAACUACCCCCUGGUAAUCCUCGCUGAUAUUUCCAAAGAUGACGACGUCAAGCGUAUCGUCGACGAAACAAUAAAAACAUUUGGUCAAUUGGACAUCCUUGUCAACAAUGCCGGUUUUUCGAACGUGACUGGAUCGCUUCUAGAAGGGGACAUGAUGAAUUCUUACGACCCAAUUAUGAGCGUAAACGUUCGUGCCGUCGUUUACUUAACUAACUUGGCUGCGCCGCAUCUGGUGAAGACUAAGGGGAACGUUGUCAAUAUUUCCAGUGUCGCUGGUUAUUUGUCGCCAUUUGCACCAACUUCGAUAAGCUACUGUGUAUCUAAAGCCGCGUUGAACCACUUCACUAUUUGUGCUGCUACAGAAUUGGGGCCCCACGGUGUGAGAGUGAACGGGAUCUGUCCGGGACCGGUGAGAACCGAUUUUUUAGCGAACGCUAAAUACCCUAAUACAUGGGAUGAUGUAUCGAAGAUUACACUACUCGAUAGGGUCAGUGAAGCGAACGAAGUAGCAGAUUUGAUUAUGUACCUGGCAAGUGAUAAAGCUAAGUCGAUUACAGGAUCCAACCACGUCAUAGACUGCGGCACAAUGCUUAAACGCGCGUAAUUAAGUGUCUAGUAAAAUAACAACGUGUAUUAUAAUUUCAUAAUUUUAUUAAUUUUUAAACCGAUGUUUGAAUACACAAACUAAUAUACUGGCUAUUCAUUAUUGUAAUAUUUUAUAUAUUAAUACCAUUAAAACUUUGAA